Molecule: messenger RNA, 1344 nt
Organism: Lemur catta (Ring-tailed lemur)
Lineage: Eukaryota; Metazoa; Chordata; Mammalia; Primates; Lemuridae
Gene: CEP41
Product: centrosomal protein 41
Exons: 11
Coding region: 171-1292 (373 amino acids)
Biological process (GO): protein polyglutamylation; cilium assembly
Cellular component (GO): ciliary basal body
Source: RefSeq, a predicted model, not a curated record
GACCCUACGAUGAGAAAGUAAACGGGGCUCCCAUUGGCUGGCCGGGGAAGACAGGCCAAUCGGAGAAGAGCUUAUAGGGAGGCGGCUGAGCUGGGGGGAGGGAAAUAGGAAGCUAGGGUUAGCGGCAACCCGUGAGGCUAGAACCCCGAGCGUGGUCGGUUGGAGCAAAUAUGUCUGUCCGGAGGCACAUUGGGAAUCCUGAGUAUUUGACCAAAAGGAUACCACAGAACCCAAGGUAUCAGCAUGUCAAGUCAAGACUGGACACUGGUAACAGUAUGACUAAAUACACUGAGAGGCUAGAAGAGAUCAAAAAAAAUUAUAGGUACAAAAAAGAUGAGCUUUUUAAGAGACUAAAAGUUACAACUUUUGCCCAGCUGGUCAUCCAGGUUGCUUCCCUAUCUGAUCAAACACUGGAAGUGACAGCAGAGGAGAUUCAGAGGCUAGAAGACAACGACUCUGCAACCUCAGACCCUGAUGCUGAAAUCACUGCCAGGACCAAUGGGAAAGGGAGCCCUGGUGAGCAGUCACCCAGCCCUGUCCAGUUCAUAAACAGCACAGGAGCAGGUGACUCCAGUCGCUCAACUCUUCAGAGCGUCAUCAGUGGUGUUGGGGAACUGGAUCUGGACAAAGGGCUAGUGAAGAAAGCAGAGCCCAAUACUAAAGACAAACCUUAUCCUGACUGUCCCUUCCUGCUGCUAGAUGUGCGUGAUAGAGACUCUUACCAGCAGUGCCACAUUGUUGGAGCUUACAGUUACCCAAUUGCAACUCUGUCUAGAACAAUGAACCCUUAUUCAAAUGAUAUUCUUGAAUAUAAAAAUGCCCACGGCAAGAUCAUCAUUCUGUACGACGACGAUGAAAGGCUGGCCAGCCAGGCAGCCACCACCAUGUGCGAGCGGGGAUUUGAAAACCUCUUCAUGCUUUCCGGAGGUCUAAAAGUCUUGGCUCAGAAAUUCCCAGAAGGACUAAUUACUGGUUCCCUGCCAGCGCACUGCCAGCAGGCCCUUCCUCCUGGUUCUGCCCGGAAACGAUCCAGCCCCAAAGUGCCGCCCCUACCAGCUGAGAAUAAAUGGAGAUUUACCCCAGAAGACUUAAAAAAGAUCGAAUAUUAUCUGGAAGAGGAUCAGGGUCCUGCAGAUAAUUCUAGCCGGCUGAACCAAGCUAACUCCUCCGGAAGAGACUCCAAGGUGCCUGGUGCCCGUAGCGGUCAGAACCUUCCUGCCAGGGGCCCUGCCGGCCACUCGAACCCCCGCUCACUCAGCAGUGGACAGCAGCAAGGCAAGCCCUGGAAGUAAAGACUUUGUCUCACUUCGUCAAAUAAAAUAAAUGUUUUUUCUCUUUUUGGAA